AUGCGCUUGACAGCCCACCGGCGCCGGCGGUGCCUCCUCCUGGGAAGCCCCUUCCCCAGCCUCGGACCUGCCCUCGCACCCCCGGGCGUGCUCGGCCGGCCUCUUCUGAAGCAGUCACCCUGGAGCAAUCAGAGCAGCGGCUGGAGCACAGGAAAUAUAUCCUGGGGAGGAAUGCAUGGCAGAGACCAUCGUAGAACUGGAAACAUGGGAAUUCCAGGAACUAUGAACCAGAUCUCUCCUUUGAAGAAGCCCUUUUCUGGUAAUGUCAUAGCUCCUCCUAAAUUUACUCGCUCCACUCCAUCACUGACUCCAAAAUCGUGGAUUGAAGAUAAUGUUUUCCGAACUGACAACAACAGUAACACUCUCCUUCCUUUGCAGGAUCGAAAUAGAAUGUAUGACAGUCUGAAUAUGCACUCGUUGGAAAACUCCCUUAUUGACAUAAUGAGAGCAGAGCAUGAUCCACUUAAAG
Nestor notabilis (Kea) is the source of this 469-nucleotide messenger RNA. RefSeq names its product cytoplasmic polyadenylation element-binding protein 2-like. Gene Ontology annotation, cellular component: neuron projection; synapse; nucleus. The transcript has 3 exons. Lineage: Eukaryota; Metazoa; Chordata; Aves; Psittaciformes; Psittacidae. The record is from RefSeq and is a predicted model, not a curated record. Gene Ontology annotation, molecular function: ribosome binding; translation factor activity, RNA binding; mRNA regulatory element binding translation repressor activity. Gene Ontology annotation, biological process: negative regulation of cytoplasmic translation. The annotation marks the transcript as partial.